This is a messenger RNA of Diachasma alloeum, 3829 nucleotides long. RefSeq names its product protein phosphatase 1 regulatory subunit 12A (gene Mbs). The record is from RefSeq and is a predicted model, not a curated record. Bases 884 to 3748 code for a protein of 954 amino acids. The transcript is spliced from 19 exons. Gene Ontology annotation, cellular component: cytoplasm. Lineage: Eukaryota; Metazoa; Arthropoda; Insecta; Hymenoptera; Braconidae. Gene Ontology annotation, biological process: signal transduction. Gene Ontology annotation, molecular function: enzyme inhibitor activity; protein kinase binding; phosphatase regulator activity.
UCAGUCCUCUCAUGUGAACUUACGGUACCCACAAACCCUCAAGAACCCCACAAAAACCCCUCAAUCCCCGAAAAACCCGUCAAACAAUGCGUGAAAACCGCGUAAAAUCCCGAGGAAGUCCCCUCUAGCCGAUUCCCCCGGCCGCCCCAUAUCGUCCCAUCAUCGACUCUCCCACUAAAUCCUCACCAAAGUGCCGUGUCCCGGAGCGGGGCGAGGGGAUUUUUACGCGGAUUGUACGGCCGAGGGGGGCCAAAAGUGGGGAAAACUUUUAGAGCCCAAGAAUAGCCCAUCGAGCCCCAAAAGAAAAACGGUCUAGGAAAAAUAGACUAAAACAAAGUGCAAAACGUUGUAAAAGGGGGAGGGGUUGUGCCGACGGGCAGAAGAGCCGACGAGAGAAUCAGAGUGCCAUCGACUGCCCAGCGGUGCCCACUUUCCACGAAAAAAAAAAAGUGAUAAUCCCACCCAAGAGUUCGAUAAUUGCCCCUCAGUACCUGGAACAAAAGCCCAAUUAACUCAAAACCCCCGAAAAAGUGAGGACAAUUGUUAACGAUUUCAUUCGUUCGACAAUCGUGAAACUAUCCAAGUGAAUAUCGAGAGACUGGAGUUUACGGCGGAUGCCCCUCCCACUCAUUCUGAUGAACUAAAAAUUCACGGACCACUGGAAAACCUCAGAGUGAUCGAAGUCAUCAUCAUCACCUCGAGGCACUCGUCAGCGAGGGCAUCACCUGGUGGAAUUGCACUUUUACGAGGCUCAAGUUACAAUUUGGAAAUGUUUUCCCAGUGCAAUUCGUGAAAUUGUGAUCAGGCUUUGGAUAUUUCAAUUCAGUGAGUGAGUGAGUGAGUGAUAAAUUCGCUGGUGAUUAUUUUGGUGAAGGUAGAGGACAUGUCACUGGAGACACGUUCCAGCUCGGCCCUCUUCAAGCGGGCCGAACAGCUCAAACGUUGGGAAUUGUCGGAGACCAACAGUCAGCCGGCCCAACCGAAACAAAUAGCACGUAAGAUCAAGUUCUCGGCCGACUGUGUCUUCUUGGCUGCCUGUGCUGCUGGUGAUAAGGAGGAGGUGGUUAGGCUGCUCCAGAAGGGUGCUGACAUCAAUACUGGAAAUGUCGAUGGGCUCACGGCACUGCAUCAGGCGUGCAUCGACGAUGACUUGGAUAUGGUGGAGUUUUUGGUGGAGCAGGGUGCUGAUAUCAAUCGGGGGGAUAAUGAGGGAUGGACACCCUUACAUGCUACUGCCUCCUGUGGAUUCAUAUCUAUUGCAAAGUACUUAAUUGAACAAGGCUGCAACCUAGCAGCUGUGAAUAACGAUGGGGAGCUUGCAGUUGACAUCGCUGAGAGCAAUGAAAUGGAGGACCUGCUUCAGCAGCACAUCAACAAAGCAGGCAUCGAUUGCGAUCAGGCGAGGAGCGAGGAGGAGAGAUCGAUGUUGAGUGACGCGAGAGCCUGGCGAUCUGGAGCACCGGGUAAAGAUUCCACCCAUCCACGCUCCGGUGCUACUGCGCUACACGUUGCCGCUGCCAAGGGUUACAUAAAAGUUAUGAACAUACUUUUACAAGCUAGGUGUGAUGUCAAUGCACAGGAUUACGAUGGCUGGACACCACUGCAUGGUGCAGCACACUGGGGGCAAAUCGAGGCUUGCAAACUUCUUGUUGAGAAUUUUUGUGAUAUGGAUAUGAAGAAUUAUGCGGGUCAAACAGCAUUCGAUAUAGCAGACAAUGACAUUCUGAAGGCUCUAGAAGAGUUGCAGAAGAAGCAACAGACGAUGAUGAAGGAUCAUCCCCAGUUGAACAACAAGAAACAACCAAUGAUACCAAAGAAGAGAGUGUCUCCAACCAUUGAGAAUGCUGUCGUGUCCCAAGAGGGUAAUGAAACGUUCGAGGAGGAGACACCGAAUAAGGUGAUAAAAGUUGAACUAGAAAUUCAGUCGGAUAAAGAGGAUACGAGUACAGGAACGAAUAGCGAUGUUGAAAAGAAGAAUAGGGCUAAUAAAGAUGACACUGGAUCACUCAGUCCAGUGUCUCCCACAGAAAUAUCCAAGGUUCCUAAUCAAGCUCCAAUAUUGCCACCAAAACAACAGACUGAAAAUACGGAAGAGGGUAUUAUUCCGUCCUGGAGACGCUCUGGUUCGUUUAGAAAUAGAAUUCAAGAAGCUGAAUCCACGAAUUCAUUAACAUCGAAAAUUGAGGAUAAGGAUAAUUCACCAACAAAAACACCAAUAAUCCCCAACAAAGUGAACCCCGAGCCUGAAGUCGUUCUCCGCAGGACUCACAGCUUCGAGAAAGACGAAAAGUUCUAUGAGCAGUACCUGGCAUUGCAAGCUCGAAUCAUGGCAUCUUCCUGCCCCACACUCCACCGCUGUCAUCAAGCUACUCCCUACCACACCAACGCUACGACCACUCGUUCUGCGUCCUUGCGCGAAACUCACAGGAAAAAAGAGGUGAAGCUCAACCUGGAGCUGUCCCGAGUCCCCCAGGAGAGCAAUGCCUCGUCUCCCACAUCUGUUUCAAACAAACUAUUGUCGUCACCAACACUGCCAACUGGUACGAGCUCCACCAGUACAACAUCCACUGCCGCAACAACAACAACAACAACAACAACAAGUCCAGUUCCAGCUAAUCAAAUUCGCAGAUCAUUUGUACCACCUGUUCGCGACGAGGAGAGUGAAACCCAGAGGAAAGCCCACGCGAAGCGAGUCCGCGAGACUCGACGAUCGACCCAGGGUGUCACUCUGGAUGAGAUAAAGAGUGCAGAGCAAUUAGUGAAGAAGAAGCAACAGCAGAGUAACGACACAGCCCCAGCGUCUACACCCCAGCCUGCAGCUUCACUUGGUCAAACAGCCUCGAUCACAGCUACGAUAACAACAGCAACUCCUACGACUGUAACUCCAAACAAAUUACCUGAGGAGACUAACUUGCCUGAAAGACGACCCUCGUGGCGGUUGAGGGUAGAUAAUGGGAGCAAGUUUCAGUUGGAAGACGCCAACAAUAAAUCAUCGGAUACAACAACAGCAUACAUAAGAAGGCCUUCAGGUGGAACGGGAAUACCUAGACCCAGUUCAGCACCAGUGGAAACAAUUACCACUGGUACAGCCGACGCAACCGUUACCCUACCACUCAGACGAUCCUUGAAAUCACCUGAGGACAAAGAACAAGACAAGGAGAAUGACAGUAGAAAUGCCCAGGCUACACAGGCGGUCAUUCAGAGGCGAAGGAGACCCAAAAGAAGAUCGACGGGUGUUGUUCACGUGGACAUGGAUGAGAUAGAUCCAGAGAAGCAGGAUGGAUCUAGUGUCGGGGAGAGUGAGGAGGCGAAGAAUAACCAGACUGAGAGUGGAAAUGAACGCUCCGGUCGAUCGAGCCGCCUCGGCUCAGUCACGUCAGUCUCCUCUGAGGUCCCAUCCACCCCAAGUAGAACAAAAUCCACGAGUUCCGAAAAUGGAGAAUUGGAUUACAAGAAACUCUGGGAGGAGUCGCAGGCGGAGAACGAGAGAUUGAAAGACAAGCUGAGGAGAUCGGAUGACCAGCUGAAGGAGACACGGAGUUUGCUGGAGAAGGCCCAAAGUAAUCAGAAUAAAGCUGCCUUGUCGGAGGCUGAGAAGCGGGAGAGACGAGCGAUGGAGAGGAAGCUCUCGGAGAUGGAGGAGGAACUCAAGCAAUUGCAAAAGCUCAAAGCCGAAAAUGAGCGAUUGAAAGCCGAAAAUCGGGCACUUACCCGCGUCGUAUCCAAACUCACCAAUACUACUAAAUAGAUGCUGGAGCAGUUGAAGUGCGAGAACCAGAGGCUAAAGGACGAGAACGGGGCUCUCAUAAGAGUUAUCAGUAAGCUUUCA